Molecule: messenger RNA, 448 nt
Organism: Astrephomene gubernaculifera
Lineage: Eukaryota; Viridiplantae; Chlorophyta; Chlorophyceae; Chlamydomonadales; Astrephomenaceae
Source: the annotation of a GenBank genome assembly
GGAGGGCGUUAGCAAUGGCGAUGGCGAUGGGGUCGCCCUGUCAUCACUUUCAGAAGGGGAAUUAGAGGAAUACGAGGUCGAAGGAGGGAGAAAAGGAGGUGGAGACGGAGACGGAGGUGGGAGUAUGAGUUACGAGCAGGCGGCUCAGCUGGUGGUGUGGGUCAUGGACCGAGCGGAGGUACUGCGCAGGAAGGUCCGCGGCGCCCUCCGCCGCACCUACCGGGACCACCCGGGCGGCCUAGAGACGCUGGACUACACCCUCUGUGUGGCCCCCCUGGCUGCUGCCGUACUGGCUGAGAGGGACAGGCGGCUGUACGACAAUAAGACCAGUAACGGCGGGACUAGCAGCCAGCAAGGGGGGUUGGAAGCCGCUGCGGCGGCGGCGGCAGCCACCGCUCCUGUGUCGGCUGGUAGCGGCUCUCCUGCUAACAGUUAUGCGGAUGACGAG